This is a messenger RNA of Alexandromys fortis (reed vole), 2111 nucleotides long. RefSeq names its product N-terminal EF-hand calcium binding protein 2 (gene Necab2). NCBI's taxonomy places the organism in Eukaryota, Metazoa, Chordata, Mammalia, Rodentia, Cricetidae. The transcript has 13 exons. Gene Ontology annotation, cellular component: cytoplasm. Gene Ontology annotation, biological process: regulation of amyloid precursor protein biosynthetic process. The coding region runs from base 638 to 1621 and encodes 327 amino acids. Gene Ontology annotation, molecular function: calcium ion binding. The record is from RefSeq and is a predicted model, not a curated record.
AACCUGGACACGCUGUGGGCUGAAGUUUCCUUCUGAAUAAAGGGAGCCAAUUCCUCCAGGAUCCUGGGACCAUCUCAGAUCUUACAGUACUGAGACCUCAGCCACCACAGGGAGCUAGCUAAAAGGCAAGCCUGAUUCAGGGGUCCAGGGUUUGACAUCAGAUCCCUUCUGUGAGUUGGGAGGUUUUAGCAGACACUCUGGUCUGUCAGGAACUGCUGGUUCACCUGCCUGGAUUAUGGCCUGGGCUGAGUGGCUUUUGGAAGUGCCCUUUAGUGAUCAGAAACAGCCUCGUGACCCCGGGGUCCUAGCACCUGUCAUCAAAGGACCUUGAGGUAUUCAAAAGUCGGGGAAGCCUGGAGUGACUUUGUCUAAAGUGCAGGUCCCAGGUUUGGGCUGUUCCCCGUCCCAUCCCUGCUGGUUGCAACCAGAACAUUCCUGCCUGCCUCUCCCUCCCCAUCUCCUAAUGACGCCAUACUUCCUGUGGGCUGAUCUUGUCACCAGGCUUCAAGAGCACCUCCUUCAGAAGGGACCCAAGCAAGCCAGAGCAAGGGGAGGUGGGUCCUGAAAAGCGAAUGAUGGGAAGCAGGGAGCUCUCCUGGGCUUCUGAGCAUGGCUGGGUGCAGCUGUGAGCUCAGCAAUGGGGGAGUCGAGAGGAAUGAGUAUUUUCCGUCGUGCGGAUAAAAAUGAUGACGGGAAGCUGUCCCUGGAGGAAUUUCAGCUCUUCUUCGCAGAUGGUGUCCUCAGUGAGAAGGAGCUGGAGGAUCUCUUCCACACCAUUGACUCAGACAACACCAACCAUGUGGACACCAAGGAACUGUGUGAUUACUUUGUGGACCACAUGGGAGACUACGAGGAUGUCCUGGCCUCCCUGGAGACCUUGAACCAUUCGGUCCUGAAAGCCAUGGGCUACACCAAGAAGGUGUAUGAAGGUGGGAGCAAUGUGGACCAGUUUGUGACCCGCUUCCUUCUGAAGGAGACAGCCAAUCAGAUCCAGUCGCUGCUCAGCUCCGUGGAAAGUGCUGUGGAAGCCAUUGAUGAACAGACCAGCCAGAUCCGACAGGAGCACUGCAAACCCAGCCACGGCAUCACCAAGAGCCACUACGGAGGCCCCAGUCCUCCCUACAUCGCCAACCACAAGCUGGCAGCCCCGGAGCCAGGGAGAAGCCUGCCUAUGGCCACAGGGGAGCCAAAAGAGGAAGGGCUGGAGGGCCAGAUAAGCCGGUUGGCAGAGCUGAUUGGGAGACUGGAGAGCAAGACCCUCUGGUUUGACCUGCAGCAGCGCCUCUCAGAUGAAGAAGGAACGGACAUGCACCUGCAGCUGGUCCGGCAAGAAAUGGCCGUAUGCCCUGAGCAGCUGAGCGAGUUCUUGGACUCUUUGAGACAGUACCUCCGUGGCACCGCUGGAGAAAGGAAUUGUUUCCACGUUGCUGCAGUGAGGAUGGCAGACGGCCUCACCUUCGUCAUCUACGAGUUCUGGGAGACAGAGGAGGAGUGGAAGAGGCACCUGCAGAGUCCCGUGUGCAAGGCCUUUCGACACGUCAAGGUUGACACCCUGAGCCAGCCUGAGGCACUCUCUCAGAUCUCCGUGCCAGCUGCCUGGUGCACUUCGGGCCGAGACUGACCCCUCCCGAGGCCCUGUUAAGGAGCCUAGUGCCCCCCUCCCCCACUUCUUGUAAAGGACACUACCCCUUUUCUAGAGACUUUGGUACACAGCUGUCUUUUCAAUAUACUAAUAAAAGGAUGUGUACUUACCCCCGCUACGACAUGGAGGAGGCCCCUCCCCUGGCAUCCACACCUGACUCGACUUGGCAGAGCGUAUUGCUGGGAUACUGGUGAGGACAAGGUUAGCAGGGAUGGCUUCCCAGGCCAGCCUCCGACCAACACCUUCCCACCCCAGCUUGCCUCUGGCCUCCCUGACUCCUCAUGGCUGAGGCCCAGCUGGACCCACCUCAGAUGGACGGGCCUCGUUCUCGACUUCCCUCUUCCUUGAUGGCCCUCUACCUAGUAGGAGCUGUGACCCUGUAGUACCCAGUGUAGGCUCCGGUAGAGCCCAGGUCCCCAGCACCAUGCUAGGCCCACAGCCACCAAAUAAAGUCUGGUUAGGAACAGUG